UGUUAAACAAAUAGCUCAGAACGUCUAAUCGUUUCGAUUCACUGGUGAAACGUGGGUGCUCUUAGCAAUGACUACCAUAGUCUGGUCUGUCAAUAAUGUUGUUCGGUCAGACGCGAUCUACGAGAGUUAGAGUGAAGUUCUUAACUAUGCAUCUUGCACAUACCGUUCGGAAAACAAGAUUCCUGUGAGAAACCUUCGCAUGGACAAAUGGCUCCAAGAUAGAAAGCUCUGGCUCUUCGGUAGCACGCUACCCCUGCUACCAAGGUCACGCGCGCCAAGCAAGGCGAUGGAGCGGUACGAACGGCUGGCGCGGCUUGGGGAGGGUAGCUAUGGUGUCGUCUUCCAGUGCAGAGAUCGACAAACUGGAAAAUUGGUGGCUGUAAAAAAAUUUCAACAAACUGAGGAUGACCCCCUUAUACGAAAAAUCGCACUACGUGAAAUACGGCUACUUAAGAAUCUUAAGCACCCCAAUCUGGUAAAUCUAUUGGAAGUAUUCAGAAGGAAAAGGAAGCUACAUCUGGUUUUCGAAUACUGCGAGUACACUUUGCUAAACGAGAUGGAGAGAUAUCCCUGUGGUUGCCCAGAAAUCACUACGAAGCAACUCACGUGGCAAAUUCUACAAGGUGUCGCGUAUUGCCAUCGACUGGGUUGUGUCCAUAGAGAUGUAAAACCCGAGAACAUUUUAAUCACAGCGGAUGGAGUAGUGAAAUUGUGUGACUUCGGCUUCGCGCGAAUGCUCAGUCCCGGUGAAAAUUACACAGAGUACGUCGCAACUAGAUGGUACAGAGCACCUGAAUUACUGGUUGGCGAUACUCAAUAUGGUACACCAGUAGAUGUAUGGGCAAUUGGCUGUGUCUUUGCAGAAUUAAUACGUGGAGAAGCAUUAUGGCCAGGUAAAUCAGAUGUGGAUCAACUAUAUCUAAUUCGAAGAACUAUUGGUGACUUAUUACCAAGGCAUGUGGCCAUUUUCCAGCAGAAUGAAUUUUUUGCUGGUAUUACAUUACCAACACCUCAAACACUUACUCCCUUAGAAGAUGCUUUACCUAAUAGAGGAAAUACUGCUUUACAGCUCGAUUUUCUCAAAAAAUGUUUGGACAAAGAUCCUGAUCAGAGGUGGACCUGUGAACAACUUUUACAGCAUUCCUAUUUCGAAAAUUUUCAUUUCAAAAUGCCUGAAGCAGAAAUGGAAGAAUUUGAAAAACUCAAGAAAUAUAGGGAUCGCUCAAGAAAUAGUAAUUGCAGUCAAAUAUUGCCACAACUUCCUAAGGCUGGUGCUUCAAUACACAGCCAAAAUGAAAGCAGACCGAGAAGCUCUUCUAUGCAUCAUCGGCAAGAUUUUGAUCACCUACCUACUAUUAAAGGUUGAAACUAAGGUCUUCUGUGAUUAUAAAGUACUUGUACAGGAUGCCAGCAAAACUAAGAACACUAAUUUGGGAUCCAAUAAUUAACACAGCUCUGAGCAAAUAAUUCCAAUAUGCAUAUGUUUGUAAAUGAUGUUAUACAGAUAUUGUUAAAAAGCUUCAUAUACCAUAAACUCUUACAUUUCGUUUUAUUCUUAUUUUUAUUAAGAUUUAUGUUUGGUCAACAUACAGAAGUAGAAUUUCAUUUACCAUAUAACUAUGUAGGAGAAGAAUUAAUUGUAUGAUAGAUAUAUUAUGAUAAGAAAACAAAAUGAGAAAAAUAAUAAAUAGGGAAAGACAAUAGAAGAUUAACAUAUCAUAAUAAUGUUUUGAUUUAGUCAUACCAAAUUAUUUUCGUGUAGCAAAGUAUACUUUUCAAAGUAUGUUUGACAGAUUUGAACUUUGUUUGGUCUCAAUAAUAAACAAACAAUGGAGCAUGAAGCACUUUAACAAUAUUUAUUAGGGAAAAAUAUGCAAAUGUAUUCUUAUUUGAUCUGAUUUAUUCUAUCAGACCCUGAUCUAAGGUCUUUAUUUUUUAAUGCAUCCUGUGUUCUCUUUUUCUCUCUUGUGCCUUAUAUAUAGACAUACAUAUGUACAUACCAUUUAUUUAUUUAAACUUUACAAAUAUUUUUUGUAAAUGAAUCAUUCUUAAUACCUUUUAUUUGUAUUUGCACAUUUAUCUUUGAAUUACUGAUGAUUUUAUUUUAUUAA
Molecule: messenger RNA, 2111 nt
Organism: Nomia melanderi (Alkali bee)
Lineage: Eukaryota; Metazoa; Arthropoda; Insecta; Hymenoptera; Halictidae
Product: cyclin-dependent kinase-like 4
Biological process (GO): protein phosphorylation
Cellular component (GO): nucleus
Molecular function (GO): protein serine/threonine kinase activity; ATP binding
Source: RefSeq, a predicted model, not a curated record